AGCACUCGGAGAAUUCCCUGGAUCAGCAGGAAUGGGAGGAGAAGCUGCUCCAGGUGAGGAUCCCGGGAAUUCCCGAUUUUUCCCGGGAAUUUUCGGGCCGGAAAAGGAAAUCCGGGAUUGGGAAAAGGAGCACUCGGAGAAUUCCCUGGAUCAGCAGGAAUGGGAGGAGAAGCUGCUCCAGUUUUUCCGCCGUUCCCUGAGCUCCAUCCCGGAUAAAUCCUGGAUUUUCCCGUUGCCUCCGGAGAUUUUCCGGCAGCUCCGCGAUUCCGAAGCCUCCAGGUCGGAAAAGAUUUUCCUGUACAAAUCCCUGGGAACGGCGCUGGGAUCGUGUCCCGGGAAGGAUUUGGUUCGGAAGCAGCUCCAGGAAAUCCUGGAAAACGCUCGGUACCAGGAGGAGGAGGAGAGGGAGGGUUUGGCUUUUUGCUUCGGGAUUUGCGCCCGGAAUCACCUGGAAGAAACUCUGGAAAAAUUGGAGGAAUUCGUUCGAUCCGACGUUUUCAAGAAAUCCCCGGGAUUGUUCAGCAUCUUCAAGGAAAGGAGCGAGGGGGAGCUGGAAAAGCUCCGGAGCGGCCUCGUGCUCUGCUACGGCCGCGUGGCCGAGGCGGCGCCUCCGGAACUGCUCCAUUCCCGCCUGGAAUCCCAAAUCCUGAAAAAUCUCCUGGAAAACGGCCACACCAAGGGAAAAACGGGAUUGGGAUCCAGGGAAAUCAGGGAUCGGGAUCCAGGGAAAAACGGGAUUGGGAUCCAGGGAAAUCAGGGAUCGGGAUCCAGGGAAAAACGGAAUUCCAUGGAAUUCUUGACUAAAAUCUUGGAAAUUUUGGCUAAAAUCCUGGAAUUCCUUGCAAUCCUGACUAAAAUCCUGGAAUUCCAAGAGAAUAUCCAUUAA
Molecule: messenger RNA, 886 nt
Organism: Cyanistes caeruleus (blue tit)
Lineage: Eukaryota; Metazoa; Chordata; Aves; Passeriformes; Paridae
Source: RefSeq, a predicted model, not a curated record